ACAUUAGAUAAAUUCAAGAACUUAUCGAAACAACAUUGAUUUAAUCUCUCAAAAAAAAAUGGCUGUCACUAACAACAUAAUUAUCGGCAUAUUUCUCUUCUUUGCUCUGGUUUCUCAAUGUUAUAGCCAGUGCAGAGAGUCUGAUCUUUUUCUUACGCAAAAACCAACGGGGGCUAAAGUAAAAGGAAAGCCAGAGUGGCAAGUUGAUAUAACCGCCAAUUGUGCUAAAUGUGAUUUUCGGGGAGUUAGUGUAUUUUGCUCAGGAUUUCAAACCGUAGAGCCUAUAAAUACGUCAAUUUUGGGCAAAGAGGAAGGAGGACUUUGUCUUGUUGCUAAUGGUCGACCUAUUACUCAUUCGCAACCUGUUACCUUCAAAUAUGCAUCGGACACUUCUUUUCCUUUUCACGUUCUCAAGCAACAAAUUGUUUGCACUUGAUUUUUCUGUACUUAAACAUCUCUUUGUAUACUUAUAUUAUGUAAUUAAAGAAUAAAAGUUUCGUACUAAGAAACAGAAAUAAAAGUGAAAAUAUAUUAUAUAUGAUAUUAUCUUAUCUUUUGA
This is a messenger RNA of Arachis duranensis, 559 nucleotides long. RefSeq names its product TPD1 protein homolog 1. The transcript has 2 exons. Lineage: Eukaryota; Viridiplantae; Streptophyta; Magnoliopsida; Fabales; Fabaceae. Bases 59 to 436 code for a protein of 125 amino acids. The record is from RefSeq and is a predicted model, not a curated record. Gene Ontology annotation, biological process: cell fate determination.